AUGUCAUCGACAUACUCUUAUACGGUCUCUCCAGCGUCGCUCCACGGCCAUCUGGACGAUCGUGAACCGGGCCCCGAACCCCACCACGCUGACCCGCGCAGUACCAACUUCAACCAUCCCGCCGCUUCUGACACCCAGCAGUUGCUGUCGCCCUUCUCGUCUCAUAAUCGGAGUAACUCGGCCUCACCUGCCACCAACUCACACACGCCUGCAGAGUCCACUUCGACCCUGAGCAUCUACCCCAGCGACUUCAGCAGCGACGUCGAGGACCCCUUCUUUGGCGUCGACUUUAACAAUUUCGAGGGUGGAACGCCUUCUUUCCUUGAGGACCCGACCUCAUUAACGCCAGAGCUGCAGCAGGAUUGGAACCAAAGGCCCACUAGUGAUCCCUUCUAUGGACAGUCGGGCUCUCCCUUGUCUCCGGACCACACCUCGAUAGAGCCGAGUGUGUCGGCCCCUCAACUUACACCAGACACAAACGCAGGGAGUUGGUCCAGUGCUGACAGCCCUGCUCCAGCCGCCAUUACCAUGACUAGUCCACGUGUGACAGUCUCGGUAUGGGGUAAAGACGGGGAGGAUCCCGUGCAUACUGCUGAGAGAUCGUUCAGCCCAUCAUUGCAGGAUUCACUUAGCCUACGCCUGAACAACGAUGACGCUCUCUCCGUGGAAACUCUCCAUGGAUCCGCACCCAGCGUUUCGCGGGACAACCGCGGGAAUUGGCUUCCUGAUACUACAACUGGUCAGCGAGGUCUUGAUCCCGAGAGCCGACCGCCAGGAGAGACAGUGAGUAUCAACCAGCUAGCCUCCGCUCGUAAAGUGGACGAUAAAAACCUGGAAAUUGCCUCGUGGGUGUCCGAUACAGUUGGGCAAACGGGCGAUCCAUCGACCGCGGGCACUGCAAAUCCAACCACCAACCAAAGCGCACAAGAGCGUGAUAACAUUCCUGAUACCGAGAUACCACUCGGCCACAAAACAGUGAAUAGACACGCACCGGGCCAGGUCUACUAUAGGCUAGGGUCGAAUGAGGAUGCAACUGCAGACGCGCGCUAUAACGGCUUAAAUGAGACUGAUCUGGAUAUGUUGCCCCACCGCAAUUGGGGUGACUCGCCAAUGAUCCAUCCUAUAUCGCAGAUAGACUCGAGGAGACAUCAGCCGGAAAGCUCGCAAGCCGCAAUAGAAAGGUUUGAAAGGAUGUGCCACGAUAACGAAUCCGUCGUCUCUCACGCCGCCACAUGGGGAACCCGCCGACGGAGCUUACCCAGCAUCAUUGAUUCGGAGGGCAUCAUCAGUGGCAAUCUCUUCAAGAAACUGUCAAUCAGAGGUGACUCCUCCUCGCCUCGUCGGUCUAGUCUGCUCAGGAAGAUACCUGCCAUCGUGAGAAGGCCAAGUGCAAGCCAACUCCUCAAGCGCAAGGGUACCAACGGGGAUGAGAUGGUGUCCGAGGAGUCGAACCAAGGCGAACGAAGAGAAUCCCGAGAUAGCUUGGCUCCACCGAGUCGUACCUCGAGUUGGGGCAUCAAGCAGAAACAGAUGCCGAGUCUCAAUACUGCAAUCGUUAGUAUGGCUACCGGUGCUGCAUCCAUUGGAGCAGCACACGCUAGGAAUGGUUCGAUAAGCGCUAGCUCUAUGGCAUCCCCCAAAAGCCCAUUCGGCUUGGGUCCUGUCAAGAAUACUCUGAGAAGACCAAGGAGCAAGACAGAGAUACCGAGGACGGAGGCGUCACACCCCAAUAUUGUAGGCAUGCUGAAGAAGGCCGGCGGCCCCCCUGUUGCACAGUUGGCCAAGUCUCAGCCAGGGCUUGAUGCAGACGACGAUGACGAUGACGAUGACGAGGGUUUCGACGACGCUGAUAUGAAGACUGCUAACACCAGAGCUGAUGAGAUCGUCCCCAACUUUGAGGGCUUCCAGCAACACAUUCUCCGUCUUAAUCCUACACUCUCCAAUACCAACGGGUACCUGGUCGAGCGCAUUGCACACCAAAUGGUCGUUCGAUACAAGAACCUUCAGAACCAGAAGAUCAAACAUCUGGGGGCUACCCGCUCACGACAAUGUCAGUCCGGUGCUUUCUGCCUUGAACAGGGGGGAGCUGCGAUGCCUUUGGAUAGUAGAGGUGACAUUCGUGGUGGUGACCCCUUAUCACUUCGACCUGAUUCUUCAGACGGCGAUACCACACCUCUUGAAGGCGGGAUCAACGCGGAAAGUUUUCCAAUGGGUAUCCCUAUGCCACCCACGACUGUGCUACCCGCUGAAUUCGAGUGCCAGAUAUGUUUCAACGCUCGCAAGUUUGUCAAGCCUUCAGACUGGACUAAACACGUCCAUGAGGACGUCCAACCCUUUACUUGCACCUGGGACAGAUGCCGUGACCCAAAAAUGUUUAAAAGGAAAGCAGACUGGGUCCGUCAUGAGAACGAGGGCCAUCGCCACCUCGAAUGGUGGAUGUGCGACGUGGACGAUUGCAGACACACCUGCUACAGACGCGACAACUUUCUACAACAUCUUGUUCGUGAGCACAAAUUCGCCGAACCCAAAGUGAAGACCAAAGCAGCUAUCAAGAAGGCUGGCGGCGCUGAUCCUACCUGGCAAAAAGUUGAGAAGUGCCACGUCGAAACAUCUGGGCGACCACAGGAUGAGCCUUGCCGGUUCUGUGGGAAGACCUUUCCAACCUGGAAGAAGUUGACAGUGCAUCUCGCAAAGCACAUGGAGCACAUCAGCCUACCCGUGCUAAGACUCGUUGCUGCGAAGGACCUCCAGGAAGAUACGGUCAUCAGUCCUAUCCAGGAUCCGCCGCCACGAAGCUUCAACUCGAUUUCUACACCAGUGAAACAAGAAGCUCCUGUAGCUACGCCCCAGCGACCUCAUGCGUUCUCUAACCCCAUAGACUACAGUCCACAAAUUGCGUACGGCUUCCCAAACAGUGCACAUAAUCAUGUGCAGUCGUUCUACAAUCCGAACCCAACAAAUUCCCAUUUCUCUGGCAUCAACCAUAACCCUGCUGGAGACAUGGUCAUGAACCAAGUUACCCCAGGCUUCUCUCAACCACCAUACCAACAGUUGCCUGUCUCGGCUGGUCCACCAUAUAGCCACAGCGGCAAUGCAUACUUGCAAAUGCAGGGGCAACUGGAGCCAUUCCCAUCAUUUAACCCAUUGGGCCUUCAGGAUACGAGCGGAGGCCAAAUUCCCUUUGACACGAUGCAGAACCCCGUUAUAUCCAACGUGGACCAGUACAGCAACCAGGGUUCAGUGUCACCAUACUCACACUCUCCCCAUCAAGGCAACAAUGGGUUCUAUCAGCAUUAG
Molecule: messenger RNA, 3297 nt
Organism: Neoarthrinium moseri
Lineage: Eukaryota; Fungi; Ascomycota; Sordariomycetes; Amphisphaeriales; Apiosporaceae
Exons: 3
Coding region: 1-3297 (1098 amino acids)
Source: RefSeq, a predicted model, not a curated record